Messenger RNA from Penicillium odoratum, 1587 nucleotides. It is a transcript of the gene plb2, whose product is annotated as lysophospholipase Plb2. NCBI's taxonomy places the organism in Eukaryota, Fungi, Ascomycota, Eurotiomycetes, Eurotiales, Aspergillaceae. Gene Ontology annotation, biological process: glycerophospholipid catabolic process. Gene Ontology annotation, molecular function: A2-type glycerophospholipase activity. The transcript is spliced from 2 exons. Gene Ontology annotation, cellular component: cytosol; intracellular membrane-bounded organelle. The coding region runs from base 1 to 1587 and encodes 528 amino acids. The record is from RefSeq and is a predicted model, not a curated record.
AUGAUACAAUUCUUCGCCCGACUAGACUUGGGAAAUCUGAAUGGGUCUUCAUACAUCGAGAGGAAUGCUGCCAAUGCAUCUGCGCUCCCAAAUAUUGGGAUCGCUGCAUCUGGCGGUGGUUACCGAGCGCUAAUGAAUGGCGGUGGCGCCCUGCAAGCUUUCGAUUCUCGAACGGUCAAUUCCAGUCUGCGAGGUCAUUUAGGAGGCAUCCUGCAGUCAGCAACUUACCUCACGGGACUGAGUGGGGGCAGUUGGCUUGUAGGGAGUAUCUAUCUUAACAAUUUUACGGACAUCACAACUCUGCGAGAUAGUAAAAAUGUGUGGUUGUUCCAAGAUUCCAUCUUGGUUGGCCCGACGCAGAGCCAAAAUUUCGAUGUUCGGACAGUUGAAUACUUCUUACAGAUACAAGACGCCGUGAGCGGAAAAUAUAGUGCGGGCUAUAACACUUCCAUCACUGACUACUGGGGUCGGGCCUUGGCUUACCAACUCAUAAAUGAUACUGAAGGUGGUAUCGACUACACCUGGUCAUCCAUUGCGUUAAGCACGGAUUUCCAGAAGGGUAGUAUGCCGAUGCCAAUUAUUGUAGCAGAUGGUAGAGCUCCUGGGCAGGUUCUCAUUCCGGAUAACACAACAGUGUUUGAAUUCAACCCUUGGGAAUUCGGAACAUUCAAUCCGCCCUUAGAGGCUUUCGUGCCUGUUCAGUUUCUCGCAUCAAAAUUCUCUGCGGGGGUGCUUCCCACAGCUGAAAAGUGCGUUCGGGGAUUCGACAACGCGGGGUUCGUCAUGGGGACAUCAUCAUCACUCUUCAACCAGGCAUUCCUGAUGAUCAACAACACCGAAGCCUCUCAGGCAAUGAAGAAUUCCAUCAAUCGGAUCCUGGGCUCGAUCGGAGAGGCCAACAAUGAUAUUGCAGUAUACGAGCCGAACCCCUUCUAUCUAUACACCAGCAAGUCCGAAUACGCCAAUUCGACUGUUUUAAGCCUGGUAGAUGGCGGCGAGGAUCUGCAAAAUAUCCCACUGGAGCCUCUGCUACAGCCGCAGCGCAAAGUAGAUGUGAUCAUAGCACUAGAUUCUUCUGCCGAUACGAGUACACGGUGGCCGAACGGUACUGCCAUGGUCGCCACAUACCAGCGCAGUCUUAGCUCAUUGGGCCACAGCAGCGAUCUUGCCUUCCCGUCCGUGCCAGACCAGAACACCUUCAUCAACCUAGGACUUAACAAUCAUCCCACCUUUUUCGGCUGUAAUAGCUCAAACGUGAGCGGCUCGGCGCCUCUGGUAGUCUAUAUUCCGAAUGCGCCGUACGUCUACCAGUCAAAUGUAUCCACGUUCGACCUGCAGUAUAAUACUACAGAGCGCAACGCUAUUAUUGAGAAUGGCUAUGACGUCGCCACGCUGGGCAACGCAACAGUCGAUUCCGACUGGGCGACAUGCUUAGGCUGUGCGAUCUUGAGUCGGAGUCUAGAGCGCACCAGCACCAGCGUUCCAGAGAGGUGCAUGAUAUGUUUUCAGCAGUAUUGCUGGAACGGCACGACAAAUACAACAGACCCGGGCAACUAUGAUCCUCCCUAUAAACUCUCGCAAGUGUAA